AUGAACCACAAUGCGCCUGUAAAGGAAGAGAGGCAGUUGCUCCAUCGUGCCCACUACCUUCCAGUGCUCAACAUCUUCUACGACUUCUUCGCCAGUCUUCCGGAGACCGGACAGCUCUUGCAGGUCCUUGAGGUCAAUGGGACGAUGAUAGCUUUGAUGUUAGGCAUGGGUUCCGAGGUCUUGCACUUGCUACAUUUCGAGGAGGCGGAAGUAUCCCGGAACCGGGACUGGGACGGUGGCUACGUCGAGUUUAGUGAGAUGAGCCAUGAUGGUUUUUCCCUUCUGUUUGCCUCCAUGAUCAUGUUCGUGCUGAUCUACCUUUACGCUGCGAUGGCCGACUUCACAGAUUCAAGAGGAAUGCGCAAUCACAGCGCGUUUACAGCCUGGUGGUCGUGGGGCCGAUUCUGCAUUUUUGCGGUCAUGCUCUAUGAGCACUACGGUGCCUGGGUUCUUGUUACAGUAUUUUAG
This is a messenger RNA of Symbiodinium necroappetens, 468 nucleotides long. Lineage: Eukaryota; Dinophyceae; Suessiales; Symbiodiniaceae. The record is from the annotation of a GenBank genome assembly.